UUAUCUUAUUCAGUGCAUUCGAAUAAUUUCGACCUUUCGAUUGUUUUAAAUAUGAUUCAUAAUUAGUAAGCCAUAUUCAAAGAAAUUCUGAUCCUUGUUUGAUAGUAGAAAACUGUUUAAAUCGAUUCGAAAAUAUGUUGCUCCUAAGAAGAAGCGCCCAUCUGGGAAAACUUUGGAGAAAAUUUUCAACGGAUAGUGGAAGACUGAUUGACGUUGAUGUUGAUCGCCAAAGUGGUAUAGCAUCAGUUAUUUUACAAAGACCGCCAGUUAAUAGUAUGAAUUUGGAGCUUCUAACAGAAUUGUCUGCUGCGCUAGGUGAUUUGGAGAAUAAAAAAUGUAAAGGAGUAAUCCUUAGAUCGUCUUUAGAAAAAAUCUUUUCAGCAGGUCUAGACUUCAAAGAGCUGUAUAAACCAAAAGAAGACAGGCUGAAAACAUUUUGGAUAACUUUCCAAGACAUUUGGAUUAAACUUUAUGGACACAGUGCUCCAACUGUAGCUUGUAUGCAUGGAACUACUCCGGCUGGAGCUUGCAUUUUAGCAUUAGGUUGUGAGUACAGAGUGAUGGUUAAAAAUGGAACCAUUGGUCUCAAUGAAACUCAAAUGGGUUAUAGUGCACCACCAUGGUUCAUUGAAUCUAUGGAAGAUAUUAUAGGGCCAAGAAAAAGCGAGAUAGCACUAACAACUGGAAAAAUGUUUUCAACUGAUGAAGCCCUAGAUAUUGGUCUGAUAGAUGAUAUUGCUGAAAAUAGAGAAGAAGCUUUCAUCAAAAGUGAGGCGUUCUGCCAAUUGUUCAAAAAUAUUCCGCUUUCAGCAAGAGCAGCAACGAAGAAAUUAAUAAGAAAAAAGAAAAUAGAAGAUUUCAUCAAAAAUAGGGCCCAGGAUCUAAUUGAUUGUUAUGAAGACGCAAUAUCGGAUGCGGCUGAAGAAGGCUUGGAAUCCUUCAUUAAAAGUUCUACUAAGAAGAAUACAUAAUCUUGAAAGUUAUUCAUAUCUAUGGUUGUUCAAAAAUAAAUAAAAUGUUUAUUUGUUCA
Harmonia axyridis is the source of this 1030-nucleotide messenger RNA. RefSeq names its product enoyl-CoA delta isomerase 1, mitochondrial-like. Gene Ontology annotation, cellular component: mitochondrion. Lineage: Eukaryota; Metazoa; Arthropoda; Insecta; Coleoptera; Coccinellidae. The record is from RefSeq and is a predicted model, not a curated record. The transcript has 4 exons. The coding region runs from base 135 to 971 and encodes 278 amino acids. Gene Ontology annotation, molecular function: enoyl-CoA hydratase activity. Gene Ontology annotation, biological process: fatty acid beta-oxidation.